AUGCCCAGCAUUUCGCUAACCGAAGGGUAUACCUUCACAAAUUGGGGGCAGUUGACAACAACUUUCACGGCACCCGCCAGUUGCACUACCGCGACGGGAAACUAUAUGAUUGGACUAAACACGACAGCUCCUGUCAUGGAAUAUGCAAUCCAGUGCUCUACGUUAGGUUACGGCGACUGUAUUCCAAGUGGGACAGUAUCUCAUUUUACCACGAUAAAUGACAACCCCAAGGCAGUUUACAACGAGGCAUAUUUCUCACCUGGCCUCUACUGUCCUUCUGGAUGGACUACAAAAGGAAUUGCAAUACGCGAUGCCGACAAAAGUCUUAGCUCAUCGGGCGUCCUGAGUUCCGGUACCAGGGUUUCGAUGCCUACCUUCAUACCCCAGUGGCAAAACCCAGCUACAUUAUUGAUGGAUCUUUUGGACCCGAGCGAGACUCUCGUGAUGUGCUGUCCAGACUCAAUGACCGCAGACCUCGCGGUCGGAUGCUACUCUACCGUCUCUGAUUACAAAAUCACAGAAGGAUGCAUGCGUGAGAUUCCUGCUACGGACGUCGGCACUUCCACCGAAAUAAUCAUUUCCGAGGAGAGUACUUCCAGGCAGCUCAUCAAUAUUAUCACUGGGACGCAGCCAAUCAGUGUCACGACGCGAACUUUCAGUCCGUCGGAAGCCUCUCAGCUCGUCGCAGUUUCGAAACACAUUCUUGAGCGACAUCCGGGUCUCAGCGCGACGGAGAUUUGGGAGACUGCGUUUGAUGAGCUCCGAGCUUCAAAAUCCACCAAGGAUCUUGUUGUUGAAUAUGAGGAGUUUCUUCACCCCCACCUGGCUGUUGUGGCCUCAUGCAGCAAUGUCAACAACGUCGCGAUGAUUAUGGGAGGUCUCAACACGGACGACCGAGAAGCCACAAUGGAACGAUUAGCCAAAUUGCGUCUCGCAGAAAUCGAAGAGUCCGCUACCCGAAGAGAAGUCACCCUGGCAAUUUCAAAAAUCAUGGAGAAAAUCAAAGGGACGGUCGGAAAAGCGCUUUCUAUUUGUCAUCCGGCCGCGGCCGGAUGGGCAGUGGCAUGUCUCAUCAUCAUACCUAUCACAGAAAAUGUGGAGCAGGUCAAUGCAAACCAGGAUGGCCUCAGCUAA
This is a messenger RNA of Penicillium waksmanii, 1134 nucleotides long. RefSeq lists its product as uncharacterized. The record is from RefSeq and is a predicted model, not a curated record. NCBI's taxonomy places the organism in Eukaryota, Fungi, Ascomycota, Eurotiomycetes, Eurotiales, Aspergillaceae. The transcript has 5 exons. The coding region runs from base 1 to 1134 and encodes 377 amino acids.